This is a messenger RNA of Penicillium oxalicum, 1236 nucleotides long. RefSeq lists its product as uncharacterized. The record is from RefSeq and is a predicted model, not a curated record. The coding region runs from base 1 to 1236 and encodes 411 amino acids. Lineage: Eukaryota; Fungi; Ascomycota; Eurotiomycetes; Eurotiales; Aspergillaceae. Gene Ontology annotation, biological process: polyketide metabolic process. The transcript has 4 exons.
AUGUUCAACGACAUCACUCAGCCCCCACCCCCACUUCCGGCCUUACGGCGGACUGACCUGGCACCGGGAAUCUCGACCUUGUUGCCCUUGUCACGUCGGGGACAUGGGCCUGGGCUCAUUAUACUUGCUCCCGAUACAGACCAGUCCUCAUCGAUCAUUGACGGUGUCCCGUCUCAUCUGAUCAAGUGGGCUGAAGAGGGCUACGCUGUAGUUGAGAUUCAACGGCAGGCUCUGACAGAGAGCCCAGAGCAGGCACUCGUCAAAUCAGUCCAAGCGCUGGAAGCUUGCGACAAGUGCGAUCCAAAGGGACAAAUCGGCCUGAUAGCCUACGAUUCCGAAUUAUGGAACGGCGCAGUCCCGGCUUUGGAAACGGUUCCAACAAUCGUCGCGGGUGUCGUUUACGGCAAUGCUUCCAGCUGCUCAAUCUCACAAUCUGUCAAGUUCCCGAUCCUGAGACAUCUAGCUGGGAAAAGACCGGACGUCCCGAGUCAGGAAGACAGUCCAAAGACCUUCUAUUAUCCGAAUGCUAAAUCGCACCUAUUUGCAACGCCCUUCCAAGAUGAAUUUGACUACUGGGCAGAGUCUGUCUCGCAUACUCGCACGUUGCAAUUUCUCAAGCCUAUCAUGAACGGCCCCUAUUUCGACCUUGAACGGAUCUGGGAAGAGCACACCUAUUAUGAAUUUGCCGACCGUUCCGUUGAGCAUACCAUGAGUACGAUGGUGGAUCAGCCUUAUGUGAACCACGUCCCCACGUUGACUGGUGGCAUUGGACGCGAACCACUGUCUCGGUUCUAUUUGCAUCAUUUUAUUUUCAACAAUUCGGACGACACAGAUCUCGAGCUGAUCAGUCGAACAGUGGGUAUCGACAGGGUGGUGGACGAAUUCAUUUUCAAGUUUACCCACGAUAAGCGGCUCGAUUGGCUACUGCCAGGAGUUCCUCCGACACGCAAGCAUGUGGGGGUACCAUUCACAGCCGUGAUUAAUAUCCGGGGAGAUAGACUCUACCACGAGCAUAUCUCUUGGGACCAAGGAUCGGUUCUCAGACAGCUGGGCUUGAUGCCCGAGUACUUGCCGUACCCUUAUGCUUUACCUGACGGCGGUCAGCCGGCCGUCGGUCAGCGCUUCGAGUACCGCGUGCCAGUGGCCGGCAGCGAAUCAGCAGAAAAGAUGAGAGAUCGCAACUCGAUCCAAUCAAACCAGAUGUUUGAGUAUGGGAUUCGUGAGGUGCCUGAGUGA